Messenger RNA from Racocetra persica, 792 nucleotides. NCBI's taxonomy places the organism in Eukaryota, Fungi, Glomeromycota, Glomeromycetes, Diversisporales, Gigasporaceae. The record is from the annotation of a GenBank genome assembly.
AAGUUUAUAGUGAUUUAAAUUUUACUAUGGCCAUGUAUAAUGCUGAACAAAGAGAAAUUGAGGCAGAAGAUCUUGAAAUGUUGAAAAGGGCAAUGAAUGAAAUGAAGGAUGAAAUCGCUGAAAUAAGGUUAGCAAUAACGGAAGUUACUACAUUGAUGUCAAGUGCCAAUCAACUAGAUUUACAAAUCAAGGGUGGUGAAAUUCCAGUGGACAAAACAGGUCCCCUGAUCGAAGAAUAUAAAGCUCCUAGAGUAGAUCCAAGUGAAUUAUCAGAACCAUUUGUUUCUAAUGAUAAUGUUCGUGGUUCCGAAAGAACUGUCCAUAAAAAAAUUUUCCGUGGGAUAGAAGUUGCAUGUAAAAAAGUUAAAUUUACCGAUUCCGGACAAGAUGGUGAUGAAAAAGUUACUGAUAGAUUUGAGACUAAAAUUUCUAAUUUCGAACUCAGUCGUUCUAUGCAAGGUGUAUCUUCAAAAAUUAAUAAUAUUCGAUGGCUAGCGCCCGAAAAAAUGCGAAAAUCUUCGCAACAAAGAUAUAAUCAUCAAUAUGAACCUUCUGCACGUCCUUCGAACAUAGAAAUGCGACAAAAACUUAAAGAUCUUUUUAAUGAACAUGUAUUUUCUAAAGGAAUUUCCCCUCAAAUACAUCCUAAAAGAACCGACUCUGGUGAUAUUCCAGGUUUAGAACUUACAAGUUUUCAAGAAAAAGUUAUCAUUUCCGAUUCUAAACAAUCUAUUGAACAAUUUGAACCUCUUUAUGAAUGUGAUGGUUGUGAAUCUCUUUAUGAACGUGAUG